Molecule: messenger RNA, 2451 nt
Organism: Myotis myotis
Lineage: Eukaryota; Metazoa; Chordata; Mammalia; Chiroptera; Vespertilionidae
Product: zinc finger protein 883-like
Exons: 4
Coding region: 463-2301 (612 amino acids)
Biological process (GO): regulation of transcription by RNA polymerase II
Cellular component (GO): nucleus
Molecular function (GO): DNA-binding transcription factor activity, RNA polymerase II-specific; RNA polymerase II cis-regulatory region sequence-specific DNA binding
Source: RefSeq, a predicted model, not a curated record
ACCUGGGGCUUCCCUUCCGGUCCCCACAGCCCCAGGGUCCGGCCGAGCGCCUAAAGCAGCCUGGACCGCGGGGUCGGGCUUUGCCGGUAACGCGGCGGGAGGAGGUAGCCCCGCCCACGAGGGCGGGUCUCCAGGACGGAGCUUCCGGUGAUGGAGGCGCGCGCCCGGCUGGUGGGGUUGGUGCGCGCUGGGCGCCCCCGUGUGCCCUUCACCGUCUGUGAGGCGGCCGCGGGGCCCUCAGAAGUUCAGGGCUAGACCCGUCCCCCGGAGCCGGGCGGAGGGAGCCCGAGGAGCGCCGGCGGCCUUUCCUUGCGGGACACAAAGGGAAACGCGAAGUGGAAGUGUGGCAGGUACCUGAGAUCCAGCUGCUCUUCUUCCCUAAGAAGAUCCAUGAGACACUCCUCAGGAUCACCUAAGUGGGUCAGAGCAUCCUGAGCACUGGGUCUUGGUGGAGAUGCCGGAAUGAGAAGGCACAAGAGUCCUGGUCCCCACCAAUCAGCCUCCCGGGUGACGAGUUCUGUGCCUGGAACAGAGACCACUGUGCCCCUGGUUGCCUCCUCUCCUGCCAUCCUCACCCCGUUCAACCCACAGAGGCCCCCAGCUGAUGUUCGUGUGACCUUUGAGGAUGUUGCUGUGCAGUUCUCUAAGGAGGAAUGGUGCCUCCUUGAUGAGGCUCAGAGACACCUGUUUCUCGAAGUGAUGCUGGAGAACUUUGAACUCAUAUCCUCUCUAGGUUGCUGCUGUGGAGCAGAGGAUGUGGAGGCACCUACUGAAGAGCAUGUUUCUGUGAGAGUGUCACAGGCCAAGAACCCCAAUGUAGCUGUGUCCUCCCAGAAGAGCCACCCCUGUGAGAGUUGUGGACCAGUCCUGAGAGACAUUUUCCACUUGGUUGAGCAGCAGGGAACACAACACAGACUGAAACUAUUGAGGUGUGGGGCAUGUGCAAAGCAGUUUUAUUUCGGCAAGAAAGCCAUUGGCUGCAACCACAACCUUGCUCAGGACCAUGGUGUCUGUAAUGGAAUACAGUGUUUUGUGUGCCGUGAAUGUGGAAAAUCUUUUACAAAAAUCUCUGAUCUCCAUUAUCAUCAGAAAUUGCACACAGGAGAAAGUCCAUACAAGUGCAGUGAAUGUGGGAAAUGCUAUAAUCAACACUCCAAACUUAUUCGACACCAGCGAGUUCAUUCUAAAGAAAAGCUUCACGAGUAUGGCGAAUGUGGGAAAUUCUUUAGCCAAAGUGCAAAACUCAUGCAACACCAGAGAGUUCACACUGGAGAAAAGCCAUUUGAAUGUGAUGAGUGUGGGAAAUCCUUUAGCAUACAUUUUAGCCUUGUUCGACACCAGACAGUUCACACUGGAGAAAAGCCAUAUGAGUGUGGUGAAUGUGGAAAAUAUUUUACCAGAAUCUCUGGUCUUUAUCGUCAUCAGAGACUUCACACUGGAGAAAAGCCUUAUAAGUGCAAUGAAUGUGGGAAAUCUUUUGUCAGGAACUGUGAGUUGAGUUAUCAUCAGAAAUGUCACACUGGAGAAAGGACUUACAAGUGCAGUCAGUGUGGGAAAUCUUUCACCACUCGCUUAAGCCUCAGUUAUCAUCAGAGACGUCACACUGGAGAUAGGCCUUAUGAGUGUAGUCAGUGUGGGAAAACUUUUACCACUAGUGCUGGCCUCCGUCAUCAUCAGAGACUUCACACUGAAGAAAGGCCUUAUGAGUGCAGUCAUUGUGGGAAAUCUUUUACCAGUAAGAAUAAGCUCCUUUGUCAUCAGAGAAUUCACACUGGAGAAAGGCCUUAUGAAUGCAGUGAAUGUGGGAAAUCUUUUAUCAGGAACUGUGAGUUGAAUUAUCAUCAGAAAUAUCACACUGGAGAAAGGUCUUAUGAGUGCAGUCAGUGUGGGAAAUCUUUUUCCAGUAAGGGUAGUCUCAGUUAUCAUCAGAGACUUCACACUGGAGAAAGGCCUUAUGAGUGCAGUCAGUGUGGGAAAUCUUUUACUGGUAAGAAUAAGCUCCAUUGUCAUAAGAGAAUUCACACUGGAGAAAGGCCUUAUGAGUGCAGUCAGUGUGGAAAAUCUUUUACCACUAGUGAUGGCCUCCGUUAUCAUCAGAGAGUUCACAGUGGAGAAAGGCCUUAUGAGUGCAGUCAGUGUGGAAAAUCUUUUACCAGUAAGAGUAGCCUCAAUUGUCAUCAGAGAAUUCACACUGGAGAGAGGCCUUAUGAGUGCAGUCAGUGUGGGAAAUCAUUUGCCCUGAACGAUCAGUUGCAUCUUCAUCAGAAAGUUCACAGGAGAAAGGGCUCAGGAUUGCAGUGAAUGUGGGAAAUAUUUUGCCAGAAACAGUUACUUAUGUUGUCAUCAGAGACUUUACAGGUGUGCCUAUACUUUUGAACGGAAUUACUUUCAAAGAUCUUGCAAAGGGCCAUGUAUUCUAAUGUCUGUAAUUCCAUGGGUGAUGGUCACUUG